Messenger RNA from Hydra vulgaris (swiftwater hydra), 491 nucleotides. RefSeq lists its product as uncharacterized. NCBI's taxonomy places the organism in Eukaryota, Metazoa, Cnidaria, Hydrozoa, Anthoathecata, Hydridae. The record is from RefSeq and is a predicted model, not a curated record.
AAUUAAGCGUAGAGACUGCAUUACGUAUAAAUAGCAAAUUAUAUUUGUAUAAAACUCUUUUACUAAUAGUUACAAACUAGUGUCUACUCCAAAAUGAUUCGAAUUUUUUUCAUUUUUUUCUGUGUAUCAGUUAUAUUAAAUGAAGCAGCACCGUACUUUGGUAAAAUUCAGGAAACAGAUACAAAUGAACACGUUAGACAAUCAAAAAAAAGUUUAAAAUUGAAAGUCCCGAACUCUCUUAAAAGCAAAAGGAUUGAGCAGGACAGCUUGCGUAAUGAACGUUUUAAAAAGAAAAUUUUUUCACCUAAAGAAACACUGGAAAAAAAAAGAACCUAUAAAACAAAUGAAAUUAAAAGAAGCAAAACUUGUAUAAUGUUGAAGACUGCCACAAAUGACUGCCCAUGGUGGUAGUGUGUUUACAUAGUUUGCAUGUAAAAUAUUGGUAGCAAUGUUUAAAAGUUUUUUUUAUAUGACAAAUAUUUUCAACUUUA